Messenger RNA from Zalophus californianus (California sea lion), 5033 nucleotides. It is a transcript of the gene GNE, whose product is annotated as glucosamine (UDP-N-acetyl)-2-epimerase/N-acetylmannosamine kinase. NCBI's taxonomy places the organism in Eukaryota, Metazoa, Chordata, Mammalia, Carnivora, Otariidae. The coding region runs from base 890 to 3112 and encodes 740 amino acids. Gene Ontology annotation, biological process: UDP-N-acetylglucosamine metabolic process. The record is from RefSeq and is a predicted model, not a curated record. The transcript is spliced from 12 exons. Gene Ontology annotation, molecular function: N-acylmannosamine kinase activity; UDP-N-acetylglucosamine 2-epimerase activity; hydrolase activity, hydrolyzing O-glycosyl compounds.
CAUCUCUUAUCCCUUGCCCCUGAUUUUUACUUUGAAUGGAGGGUAUAGAUGGCAAGAGGGAGGGCCGGCAUGGGCAGAGAAGUUGAGCAAAAGUAUUAUGUGUUGGGUAGGGCCAUACUGCUCAGAGGAAGGCAGCAGCUAAAAAGGGUGAGGUGAAGAGGAACUGAAGCUUAUGUAGAGGUUUUAACGAGGAGGCAACGCUUAGACUGAGUUUUGAAGGAGGAGGAGGAGCCCAGGCCAGAGGGAAAGCAAGUUUUACCUAGAGGUGCAUACGUCUAGAAAGGCACAGAGAUUUGGAGACUCACUGGUUGAACGCAGGUACUUGGUAUGGCUUUGGCACAGAGUAAGGGUAAUUGUAGGUCAAGGAGAAGUGGUUGGAAAGAUGGGGUAGGUCCAGAUCAGAAUUUGGACUUUAUUCAUAGGUUGUGUAUUCUGUUGAGCAUGAUAAUCAAAUUUGUGAACUUUGGAAAGAUCACUCUGAAAGUGUGUGGGAGGCAGGGCAAGACUAGAGACAGGCAAACUACUUUGGCGUUGUUAACAAUGGUUCAGACCUAAAAUGAGAGGUUAGACUAGGGGGUGUCCUGGGGAUGAAGAGGAGGAGCUAGAGUUGAAAGAUACUCAGGAGGUGGAGGGGCGCCUGGGUGGCUCAGUCAGUUAAGCAUUGGACUCCAUCUCAGCUCUGGUCUUGAUCUCAGGGUUGUGAGUUGAAGCCCUGCUUUGGGCUCCACGCUGGGCAUGGAGCCUACUUAAAAAAAGUUCAGGAGGUGGAACUGACAGGGUUUAGGAGGUACAGAGUAAGGGACAGAGAAGACAGGGAUGGUAAGGGUCAAGGCAUUUGGAUGAAUGGAAGUUCGUACCUGAGGUAGAGAACAAGGAAGGAGGAACAGAAAUGAGGAAAACAGAACUCUAUUUUAAUAACCUCUCAAAACAAAAGAAACAAGUCAUGGAGAAGAAUGGGAAUAACAGAAAGCUUCGGGUUUGCGUUGCUACUUGCAACCGUGCUGAUUAUUCUAAACUUGCCCCGAUCAUGUUUGGCAUUAAAAUGGAACCUGAGUUCUUUGAACUUGAUGUGGUGGUACUUGGCUCUCACCUGAUAGAUGACUACGGGAACACAUACCGCAUGAUUGAACAAGAUGACUUUGACAUUAACACCAGGCUACACACAAUUGUUAGAGGGGAAGAUGAGGCAGCCAUGGUGGAAUCAGUGGGCUUGGCCCUAGUGAAGCUACCAGAUGUCCUUAAUCGCUUGAAGCCUGAUAUCAUGAUUGUUCAUGGAGACAGGUUUGAUGCCCUGGCUCUGGCUACAUCUGCUGCCUUGAUGAAUAUCCGAAUCCUUCAUAUUGAAGGUGGGGAAGUCAGUGGGACCAUUGAUGAUUCUAUCAGACAUGCCAUAACAAAACUGGCUCAUUAUCAUGUAUGCUGCACCCGAAGUGCAGAGCAACACCUGAUAUCCAUGUGUGAGGACCAUGACCGCAUCCUUCUGGCGGGCUGCCCUUCCUAUGACAAGCUUCUCUCUGCCAAGAACAAAGACUACAUGAGCAUCAUUCGGAUGUGGUUAGGUGAUGAUGUAAAAUCUAAAGAUUACAUUGUUGCACUACAGCACCCUGUGACCACUGACAUUAAGCAUUCCAUAAAAAUGUUUGAAUUAACAUUGGAUGCGCUUAUCUCAUUUAACAAGCGGACCCUAGUUCUGUUUCCAAACAUUGAUGCAGGGAGCAAAGAAAUGGUUCGAGUGAUGCGGAAGAAGGGCAUUGAGCAUCAUCCCAAUUUCCGUGCAGUUAAACAUGUCCCAUUUGACCAGUUCAUACAGUUGGUUGCCCACGCUGGUUGUAUGAUUGGGAACAGCAGCUGUGGAGUACGAGAGGUUGGAGCUUUUGGAACACCUGUGAUCAAUCUAGGAACACGUCAGAUUGGAAGAGAAACAGGGGAGAAUGUCCUUCAUGUCCGGGAUGCUGAUACCCAAGACAAAAUACUGCAAGCAUUGCACCUUCAGUUUGGUAAACAAUACCCUUGUUCAAAGAUCUAUGGGGAUGGAAAUGCUGUUCCGAGGAUUUUGAAGUUUCUUAAAUCUAUUGAUCUUCAGGAGCCAUUACAAAAGAAAUUCUGCUUUCCUCCUGUGAAGGAGAAUAUCUCUCAAGAUAUUGACCAUAUUCUUGAAACUCUAAGUGCCUUGGCUGUUGAUCUCGGUGGGACGAACCUCCGAGUUGCAAUAGUCAGCAUGAAGGGUGAAAUUGUUAAGAAGUAUACUCAGUUCAUUCCUAAAACCUAUGAAGAGAGGAUUAAUUUAAUCCUACAGAUGUGUGUAGAAGCUGCAGCAGAAGCUGUAAAACUGAACUGCAGAAUUUUGGGAGUAGGUAUUUCUACGGGUGGCCGUGUAAAUCCUCGGGAAGGAAUUGUGCUGCACUCAACCAAACUGAUUCAAGAAUGGAACUCCGUGGACCUCAGGACCCCCCUCUCUGACACCUUGCAUCUCCCCGUGUGGGUGGACAAUGAUGGCAAUUGUGCUGCCCUGGCGGAAAGGAAAUUUGGCCAAGGAAAGGGCCUGGAAAACUUUGUGACACUUAUCACAGGCACAGGAAUUGGUGGGGGCAUCAUCCAUCAGCACGAGCUGAUCCACGGAAGCUCCUUCUGUGCUGCAGAACUUGGCCAUCUUGUUGUGUCUCUGGAUGGGCCUGAUUGUUCCUGUGGAAGUCAUGGAUGUAUUGAAGCAUACGCCUCUGGAAUGGCCUUGCAGAGGGAAGCAAAAAAGCUACAUGAUGAGGACCUGCUCUUGGUGGAAGGGAUGUCAGUACUGAAAGACGAGGCCGUGAGCGCGGUCCAUCUCAUCCAAGCUGCGAAACUUGGCAACGCGAAGGCCCAGAGCAUCUUGAGAACAGCUGGAACGGCUCUGGGUCUUGGGGUUGUGAACAUCCUCCACACCAUAAAUCCCUCCCUUGUGAUCCUCUCUGGAGUCCUAGCCAGUCACUACAUCCACAUUGUCAAAGACGUCAUCCGCCAGCAAGCCUUGUCCUCGGUUCAGGAUGUGGACGUGGUGGUUUCGGAUUUGGUGGAUCCUGCCCUGCUCGGUGCCGCGAGCAUGGUUCUGGACUACACAACUCGCAGGAUCUGCUAAGCCUCUGGAGAGUGGACCUGGACCGAGACUCAGAGCUUCUUUGUGGAAUCAGGUUGUCUUUUAGACGAGCGUUUCUUAAAAAGCAGUUUUGGUAUUUAAAUUUGGCAUUUGGCAGGUGACUUCGGCAGUUAAUUUUUUGCUUUUAGCCUCCUCUUCCGAAGUCACCUUUCCCAGCCCUCACUUUUGUAGAUGCUGCUCUUUCUGGGGUCAUUUCCGCUCAAACCCUGUAAGUACCAGCCACAAUCUUCUGUGCCAAAGGAGCUUUGAUCGUAGACAAGGACGCCUCAGGGCUCUGCUUACCAGAUGGACCACGUAGACCUGCAGGCCUUGCCUGAGGCGGGGCCUCGAGACUGGAGUGUGGAUCACUCAUCCUUCCUCCUCUGACCCUAAACUCAGAUUGCAGAAAGGGAUCUGGUCAGGAAACAGAAGGAAAUCUCACUGUGAAAGGCUUAAGUAAAUUUUUUUAAAAACAGCUUUACUGAGGUAUUUUUAAAAAUGUACAAUUUGAUAAGCUUUGACAUAUGUAUACACCUGUGAAACCAUCACCGCAAUCAAGACAUUGGACACCUCUGUCACCCCCAAAUGUUGUUUGCUUAACGAUGUUAUUUAUUACUCUUGCAGAAUCUUGAGCAACUUUAGGGAUUUGAAUGACAGUGGCCCUGCUGACCUUGUCCUUAUCUUCUUAAGGACAGCUGAGAAGCCACUAGGACUUACAGCCUCUGAAAGGAGAUUAACCAUCCCCGAAGGAUCCUUGCUGCUGACAGACACCUCUCCCUUCAGUAACUUUUCAUGCUGAUGUUGAGUAGGACUCUGGAGUAUCUGUUAAGGCAGUGUUUGUGGAGCCCGGAUCUGUGACUCUGGAUUCGGGCUCAAUAAGAUUCUGUGCUUUCAUUGGUGUCAAGAUACAAAGGCCAAGGUUCUUGCUAUCAAUUUUAACCUAGAAGAAAUGCUAAUACCCACCAUUUAUUAAGUGCCUACUGUAUGCCAGGCUCCGAACUAGGUGCUUCAUAUAAAUUACCUUAAAUUCGCACAACCUGGGAGGUAGGUGUCCUCAUUUCCAUUUUAUACGACCCCAAACUAAGUCGUGGUGUGCUGAAGUGAUGGACCUAAAGCCAUGUGGCUAGUGAGUCUCAGAAACAGGGUUUGAUCCCAGGUCCCUCUGUGCUUUUCUGCUACGCCAUACAACCUCUCAGAUAAAAAACUUGCAAAAUGUGAAUAUAUCCUAAUUUACUUCAUGCUACCAACAACUUUAAUAAGACUGACUCACUUUGUCUUUGAUGCUGUCCCUCAAUGAUAAAUUUAAUCAAAUAUUCCUCUCUGCUGUGGACAUUUUGCCAAUACAGUAUUUGGUCUAGUGACAGGUUUUUAUGGGUACUUUUAGAUGAUCUAAACAAGCAUAUGCAUGUUUUUCAGAUUUUUAUUUUAGGAAAACCUGAAGGUUUGCAUUGUUUCAGUGUUAACAUACAAAAUAAAGUGAAAGAAUCAAUAUUGCAUUUGAACCACUUCCUUCCUGGGGUGUUCAUGUGAAAAGAUGGGUUGGCUGAUUCCUAGAAUUUCACCAGCCCUGAAAUAACCUCCAGGUCCUGGUUAUUGUUGAAAAAUUCCACAGUGAUUCCUAGGAAGGAAGCUGGUCUGCUUGGCCAUCAGCGUCCGGGGGGAGGCAGCAGACUAUGAAGGGCAUCAGUUCCUUGGCGACAUCUGUCACUGCUCUGUACACCAGAGAGUUGCAUUGCUACCAAGUUUCAUACCAAAUAUUUGGAAGGAUGGUACUAAAUCUAAAACCAAAUCUUAGUUUUUAUUAAAUUCAUGGAAAGGCUAAUAUAUUCCAAUGUAAUUAUUACAUAUAGUUAAAUCACAUAUUAAUUUAUUUUAAUGUAAAUAUUUUUAUGUUACUGUUCUGAGCCAAAUUCUAAAGAAAAAA